Molecule: messenger RNA, 177 nt
Organism: Soboliphyme baturini
Lineage: Eukaryota; Metazoa; Nematoda; Enoplea; Dioctophymatida; Soboliphymatidae
Source: the annotation of a GenBank genome assembly
AUGGACAAUCCUUCUGAACAGUAUGAUGAUCCUACGGGUCAGACUAUUGUCGGAAUGAGAUUCCCGCGUUUUCCUAACGACAAAAAUCCUGAAACAGGCGAAAUCGAUGGCCCAACUGGACCGGAGCCAACUCGUUACGGAGACUGGGAAAGAAAGGGACGAGCGAUCGAUUUCUGA